AUGGCAACGGCGUACGGGCAGCCGUCGGUGGCUCCGAUGUAUAGUCUCUCCUCUAAGCUCAGACCUUUCCUUUCUCUCUCGCCGUCCAAGCGGAGUCUGUCGUUUAGCGCUCUUCCGGCGAACAAGGCCAUAGACGCGGCGUUGAUGAAGGACAAGUGGUUGGAUUCCCUCUCUCUCCCCUCACCACACAACGAGUCGACUCGGGAGAAUGCUGAGUCGAGCUGGGUCCUUGGGAUUGACCCUGACUUGUCCGGCGCUUUGGCUCUCUUGAAAACCGACCACAUGGUUGGCUCUUCUUCUGAAGCUCAGGUGUUUGAUACUCCUCACCUCCCAGUUUUAGUUGGGAAAAGAGUUCGAAAACGUUUGGAUGCAAAGUCAAUUGUGCAAUUGAUUCAGAGUUUAGAUCUUCCCUCUGGAAGUAGAGCAUAUAUAGAGCAAUCGAAUCCCUUUCCCAAAGAUGGGAAACAGGGCUGGUACAGUGGAGGAUUUGGAUAUGGAUUAUGGAUUGGAACACUCGUUGCGUCUGGCUUUUCUGUCGUUCCAGUUCCUGCAUCCUUGUGGAAGAGGCAUUUUCAACUCGCGGGUGGAAGCUGCGCAAAGGAUGAUAGCAGACGAGUUGCAUCAGAAUUGUUUCCAUGGCUUAGUUCGCAACUCAAGAGAAAAAAAGACCAUGGUCGAGCUGAGGCACUUCUCAUUGCUGCAUAUGGUGAAGCCCUUAAUCCAGUUAAGUUGCUGAAUCCGCCGCAAGAAUUGGUCUCUCGCAUUAACUACUUAGAAAACUAG
This is a messenger RNA of Arabis nemorensis, 783 nucleotides long. The record is from the annotation of a GenBank genome assembly. NCBI's taxonomy places the organism in Eukaryota, Viridiplantae, Streptophyta, Magnoliopsida, Brassicales, Brassicaceae.